Molecule: messenger RNA, 2091 nt
Organism: Alternaria rosae
Lineage: Eukaryota; Fungi; Ascomycota; Dothideomycetes; Pleosporales; Pleosporaceae
Product: vacuolar calcium ion transporter /H(+) exchanger
Exons: 4
Coding region: 424-1863 (479 amino acids)
Biological process (GO): intracellular calcium ion homeostasis; calcium ion transmembrane transport
Cellular component (GO): fungal-type vacuole membrane
Molecular function (GO): calcium:proton antiporter activity
Source: RefSeq, a predicted model, not a curated record
UAAAUUACCAUGAAUCGGUGCUGAAAAGGACCAAUGAAGACCAAUUGGUUGCGAACGGCGCGCUCUGCUGCAGAGUUACGGUGUAAACGCGCUGCGACAUUUUCGUUGUUUGGCGAUCAUAGCGUCGAGGCUGUGUUGUGGACGCGCCCGCCCCGUUGCGAACUGCACCUCGUAAACAAGGAAGCAGGUAGUAUACUCGUCCCGAAAUGACGCCCGGCCCUUUUACAAUGUCUGGUCCCACCGGCCCUCUUGUCUUUCUUUUUGACUUACCCUCUAUCAAUUCGUCUUCAAUUACGGCAUUACAGACUGCAACCGCUGCAGGGCAACUCGUUCGCCCGCCCUGAAACACAAGCCAGUGCACUCAACUCUUGCACUUGGCGCACCCUCAACACCAUCCCUUAGGCCGCUUCGUAUACCAAAGCCAUGGCGCACCGCUCAAGAAGCUCGCGAGACUAUCCCGACGGUUCAAGGCACCGCUCAUCGCGCGACCGAGGGUAUACCAGUGAGAAGCCACGCUCCGUGCCUCCCUCCGAUCGCCGUGACAGGCGUGGCUCGUCUCUACCACAGUACAAUCACAAUGGACACAAGGUGACUCCAGGCCUUCAUCCUGAGGGCGAGAGUGGCCGGAGGGGUUUCAAUCCAGUCAAGUUCCUGGUUAUCAGCGGCAGGAGCAGCAGCACGAUGUCCAUGCUAGUGAACUGCCUAUGGCCCAUCGUACCUGUAGCAAUUGCACUGCACUUUGCGAGGCCCGAAUGGCAUUUAGCAAUCUUUAUUACCAACUACAUUGCCAUGCUUCCUGCAGCCAACUUGCUCGGUUUCGCUGGCCAGGAGUUUUCGCGCAAGAUGCCAAACAAGGCCUUUGCUGUCGUUCUCGAGACCACAUUCGGUUCUGUCGUUGAAGUUAUCCUAUUCAUGGUCUUGCUCAAAACCUCCAACGGCGACUCAAACGUACAGGUUAUCAAGGCUGCCAUAUUGGGAUCUAUUUUGGCCAACCUGCUCCUUUGCCUCGGCACCUGUUUCAUCGCAGGUGGUCUCAAGCACGACGUUCAGGAGUUCCAUAGUGCUGUCUCUGAGAACGGUAGUGGUCUGAUGCUUGUCGCUGCUACGGCGCUCGUACUUCCUGCUGUCUUCUACGCAUACCUCUUCCAAAACCCCGAUUACGAACAGACUGUCGAUAUCGCCUAUAACACUCGACUGAUAUCACGCGGUGUCGCCAUCAUAUCCAUCGUUGGCUACCUGGUCUACUUGUAUUAUCAGACCGUAUCCCACGACGGGUUGCUCCAUGAGAUCUACGAGGCAGACGACCACAAGGACAAGGAUCGCCACGAGGAAUUGGCUAAGCCCAAGCUUACCUUGACCGAAGUCAUCGUUGCUCUUCUCAUCUCAUUGGCCUGCGUAGCGCUCGUCGCUAUCUUCCUUGUCCUCGAAAUCCCGCAUAUAGUAGAGCGUGGAGUUAGUGACUCCUUCGUCGGACUUAUCCUGAUCCCGCUGGUCGAGAAGAUCGCCGAACACCUCCUCGCCAUCGACGAAGCCUAUGACAACCAGAUCAACAUGGCCCUCGCCCAUGUUCUCGGUGCCUCUAUCCAAACCGCCUUGUUCAACGCACCCCUUGUGGUACUGGUUGGCUGGGGUAUUGGUGUUGGCAUGGACUACAACUUCGCCAUCUUCGACGCUGUUGCCCUGGUUUUGGCUGUUCUGGCCGUUGGCUCGUUCCUCCGCGACAGAAGUUCAAACUACCUGGAGGGUGUACUCUGCGUGAUGACAUACGUCAUCAUCGCAGUCUGUGCAUUCUACUUCCCCAACCCUGCACACCACGGUGGUUCCGGGGGCAGCGCCGAAGGUGGCGCUGAGGGUGGCCAUUAAACGAUAAGUUCGGGUAGUCGUACAUGUAAAGCCACGUGGCUUAUCUCAGAUUGAUAUUCUCACAACGGUGGUGUUAAGGAGUUUCGCUGCAAGUGGGCUGCGAGGAGGGUUGCCGGGUCUCCUUACAUGUAGCAAGCAUCUGUGAUGCAUUUCUUUGAGCGGUCUUUUCCAACAGUUCUAAUUAGCGAGCGAGAGAUACCAAUAUGAUACACGAGAUUGAGACUCUUU